Acyrthosiphon pisum (pea aphid) is the source of this 2506-nucleotide messenger RNA. RefSeq lists its product as uncharacterized. The record is from RefSeq and is a predicted model, not a curated record. Lineage: Eukaryota; Metazoa; Arthropoda; Insecta; Hemiptera; Aphididae. Gene Ontology annotation, biological process: protein deubiquitination. Gene Ontology annotation, molecular function: cysteine-type deubiquitinase activity. The transcript has 2 exons. Bases 384 to 860 code for a protein of 158 amino acids.
AAUCAGUAUGACUCAGAUCACCAAGAUAAUGAUUUAGAUUUAUUUGAUCAAGAAACAUUUAAAACUACACUAAAUCAAAUGAUCGCCAUGAGGAAUAUAAUGGAAAAAAAAGCAAAAAAAAAUAUAGAUGAAGCACAAACACGUCAACGUUAUUCUUAUUCUAAACGUCAUAAUACGGGUCACAUAUUCCAAGAAGGUGAUAAAGUUUUCGUCAGAAACUUGUGUAGGGAUGACCGGGAAAGGUGGUUGGCGUCAGAUACCGUGGAAUGGUCCAUAUGAAAUAGUAUCUAUUCACUCUGGGCAAUAGGUACAUGUGUAGGUACUCAAAAAUGAGUUCAAAGUCUUGAAAAAAAAAAUUCAUUUGAAAAAUUUAAAAAUGUACAAUGAACCCGAUGGAAAAUAAAACGGAAGAAAAAUAUGAUGCUGACAAGUCUGGAAGCAAAAGUAGCGGCACUGACAGUUUUAAAGAUGUCGAUAAUUUGCAGGUGAAGGAUAUUGUAUAUACCAAAUCAAAGCUGGAUGAGUUGAAAGAUAAACAAGUAUUUAAUCCCGUGACGAAGCCAUGGCAGUUGAGACAGAACAAGAUUUUAAAUCUUAAAAUAGAAAAGAAUUUGAUUUAUAAAUACCGUGGAAAAAUUCUCGGAGAGCCAACAAAAAUCAUAAAUAUUAUUGGUGAUGGUAAUUGUCUCUAUAGGUCUUUAUCUUACUGGAUAACCGGAACAGAAGAUCAUCAUUUGAAAAUACGAAACUUGAUUGCUGAGGUAGUGAAGUCAAAUGAAAACAUUGAAAAGUAUGUUGGAGGGAAGAAUAAACUUCUUCAAUAUCUCGAAAAAAAUAUAGAAAAUGACCAUAAGUAUUAAAAUUAUUUAUUAUAAAAAUUAUAUAUUUACUAAACCUACACAACUGAAAAAUUAUAAUUAACAUUUCUGAUUUUUAGGUGUAUGGGGAACUGAUGUCGAAAUAUUUGCUGCUGCUUUUUUACUAAAGACAUCAAUUUAUGUUUAUUCUACAGUGACAAAUAAGUGGCAAAUAUUUAACAAAUAUAUGGACUUAAACAAAAAAGUCAUGACGAAUGAAAAGUGCAUUUAUUUAAGAAACAUCAACAAUGUACACUAUGAUGUCGUUAUGGAUGUAUAAUUAUGUUAUUUAUUACAUAAUAUGAAUAUUACAUAACUUAUUUUAUUAUAUUUAUAUUUUAUAUUUUAAAACAAUUGAGUAGAUUUCAGAAGUGUUGGUAAGGUCAGGUGGGGUAAGAGCCUAAUCUGUUUAUAAAAAAUACAAUCUUUCAAUUUUAAAGUUGAUUUCAUGAAGAUCACGAAGUUUAAUAGUAAUUGAAUGUUUUAUGAUGUUGGUUACACUUUAGGAUAUUAAACACAGCAGUUAUACAAAAAGUUAAUCAGUUAUUUACUCGUAUUUUUUUAAAUCAACGAUAAUUCAACUAGUUAACCCGCCUAAAUUGCUCAAAAUAAUUUCAAAUUAGGUAAAUAAAUGUUAUUUAACAUUUAUGACACUAUUUAAUUUAUGAAUUAUGAUAAUUGUAUUACACAAAAGAGCAUUAGCCAAUUAUGAACUUUCCCCGUGUAAAGUUCCACACGAGUCAUGAUGACAGAUGACGAGACAGUGUGACAUGCAGAUUUAUGGGGAAAGUACGACAUGUCUUAUUUUGUUAAAUAGUUAAAAAGAUUUUAUAAACAUUGUGUGUGAUUAAAAUAUUUAUGAGUUACAAAUAUUCAUCUUUAAAUAUGUAAAUAGUUGACAAUUAAACUUUGAAUGUGUUAACAUUAUAUCAACCAAAACUUAAAAUAACUAAUACCUAUGUAUUAACUAUACAUUCAAAAAACUGAUGUCAGUCAAAUCUUGAUAAAAUUAAAAUAAUUGAAUUCUUUCAACGGAAUUUCUUAGAAGAUUUUUAUUGGUUUAUGGCACUUGCCCCGGCCAAGGAGUAGCUUGUAUCAAACUGUAUUAAAGUACCAGUUUGCACUCAAGCCGGUAGCAUUUUUUUUUUUUUUUUUGAAUAAUUUUUUUUUGAAACGAAAAAAUUAUCAAAACACUUUUUUGAAUACAAAAUUGAAUUCCUGAAACGUUCAUUAAUGGAUGAUAAAAAACUAUGUUCCACGUAAGAAUACAGAAAGAUGGUAUGAUCCAUUAAACUGAGAUUUUGAAAAAUUGGAAAAGGGUAUAAUAAUCACCUGCUACAUAACUUGGUUCUUACAUAGAGUGGUUAUGAACCUCAGGAGAUUAAUUUUAUACCCCCGCGGUUAUAUAAUUGAGGGGAUAACAAUCGUAAAUAAUAAUAUAUUAAUAAAUAUAAAUAAUUAAUAAAUCCCCCCACCCCAUCAUUUUUACCUGUUACUGUAGGCGAUUAUUACCUCCUCCACAAGUAAAAAUGUUGGGGGGGUAAUAAUUUUACCACAGGCGAUUUUUACCACAGGUGAUUAUUACCUCCCUGGUAAUAAUAUUGAAGGGGGGUAAUAAUCUCCUGCUACUGUAGGCGAUUUUUACCACA